AUGGUUUUGGAUAAAAUUGAAUCUGGUGUUUCACUUACAAAUGCGGGUAAUGACAAUCACUUCACCGCGUGCUUUCUCACGAUACUCGACUCGCCUUUUGACUCUAAAAAAACUCACUCUGUCUUCCUGGCAGAUAAAAGCCCCGCCCCCUGCAAGGCCCUGAGCCCCGCCCUCCUGUGUAAAGUGUGUGGCGAUACGAGCAGCGGCAAACACUACGGAAUCUACGCCUGUAACGGCUGCAGCGGAUUCUUCAAGCGCAGCGUGCGUAGGAAGCUAAUUUACAGGUGCCAGGCUGGCACAGGAAUGUGCCCUGUAGACAAAGCACACCGAAACCAGUGCCAAGCAUGCCGGCUGAAGAAGUGCCUCCAGUCUGGCAUGAAUAAAGAUGCUGUCCAGAAUGAGAGGCAGCCACGUAGCACGGCUCAGGUAAGACUGGACACAAUUGACGUGGACCCGGAGAAAGAGCACCUGACAUCUGUAAGAGAGCCCACUUCAUCCUCCUGUCCAGCAGCACCACGGCCCGUAAUCACUUCGUCCAUGUCUACACCAUCUCAACGUUCACUUAGUCCUCAGAACAAUCAUCGGUUCAUGGCCAGCCUCAUGACAGCAGAGACUUGUGCAAAACUUGAACCUGAAGAUGUGGACGAAAACAUUGAUGUGACAAGCAAUGAACCGGAACAAAACUCCUCUGAGUACCAGAUGUCUCUCUAUCCUUUAAACAGCCCAGAAAAUGUGUAUGAGACUUCUGCUCGACUCCUCUUCAUGGCUGUUAAGUGGGCAAAAAAUCUGCCAGUCUUCUCAAACUUGCCAUUUAGGGAUCAGGUCAUUCUACUUGAGGAAGCGUGGAGUGAGCUGUUCCUGCUGUGUGCCAUUCAGUGGUCUUUGCCUUUGGACAAUUGUCCCCUACUGUCGGUGCCUGAACUUUCAGCUAGCCUGCAGGGAAAGACCAACUUCUCAAGUGCUGACCUGCGUGUCCUCCAAGAGAUCUUCGGUCGCUUCAAAGCUCUUACCGUUGACCCGACAGAAUUUGCAUGUCUGAAGGCCAUUGUCCUUUUCAAACCAGAAACACGAGGCUUGAAAGACCCUGAACAAGUGGAAAACCUCCAAGACCAGUCUCAGGUGAUGCUGGGACAACAUAAUCGUACACACCACCCCUGCCAGCCUGUCAGGUUUGGGAAGCUCCUGCUGUUACUUCCUUCACUGCGAUUUGUCAGUUCUGAAAGGAUAGAACUGCUCUUCUUCCAUAGGACAAUUGGCAAUACACCAAUGGAGAAGCUCCUGUGUGAUAUGUUCAAGAAUUAGUGGACAGCACGCCGUAUGAAGACGAGGAGAGAACGUCACUGGUCGUAGGCUGCGGGACCCUCGGCAGCACACACGACUGGAUGGCGUUCAGCGGAGCCCAUCAUCAUCAUCAUCAUCAUCAUCAUUCGGCUCGUGGAGCGGCGCUCUGAAGACACCAGACUGCCAUUUAUUACAUGUAAAGGGGGCUCACACUUGGCAUUUCCUUCGGUCGGCACCCUAAUUUAACGGAGCUGUGAUGCCAAUCAUCUCCUCUUGGAAAGUGAAACGCAAUGCAGAAGAAGACAAUAUGGAGACGGCGGCAGUGAGCACAGCUCUGGUCUGUUUUUCUUUCAAUUCAAAUAGGAAUAAAGCGUUCGCAUGCGUGUUCUUGAUCUCUGUAAGCACAGCUUAAAGCAUAGAAACAGUCCGUGUUGCUCAAAUGCAAGGCACAUUUUAAAAAGGUUCAGAAAAUUGUGUUUGGUUUAAACGUUGGCAGUGUUUGAGUGUCUGAGUUUGUGUAAAUAAAUGACGCCU
This is a messenger RNA of Polypterus senegalus (gray bichir), 1815 nucleotides long. It is a transcript of the gene nr2e3, whose product is annotated as nuclear receptor subfamily 2, group E, member 3. Gene Ontology annotation, molecular function: nuclear receptor activity; RNA polymerase II cis-regulatory region sequence-specific DNA binding; zinc ion binding. The record is from RefSeq and is a predicted model, not a curated record. Lineage: Eukaryota; Metazoa; Chordata; Cladistia; Polypteriformes; Polypteridae. The coding region runs from base 1 to 1302 and encodes 433 amino acids. Gene Ontology annotation, biological process: cell differentiation; positive regulation of transcription by RNA polymerase II; anatomical structure development. The transcript is spliced from 8 exons.